AUGGACAGGGGUGCAUCAGAAUACGCGCAGUCAGAUCAAUCGUCUGUCGCGACCUACACCACGCAAGACCCGCGUUCAGCAAACCUCUCGACCAACAACACCCCGCAGUCGGAUUACGGUCUCACACCGUCCUCUGCGCGCUCUUCAGGGUUUCCAUCGGAACAUUUGCGAUACAGCCAAUACUCUCACACGCCGCACCACCCAGGCGCUGUAGGAACCAUGGCACAACCAACAAGUCCGUCAAAGUCCCUGCCAGAUGGAGCCUCCAAUGGCAAUCCAACUGCACAUUCCACCCAUGUGAGGUCUAACUCGGACGUUCCUAUAGAUCCCUCGAUUUCGCAAGCAAGCCCGACCUACCCUCCCUACUCCCCAUACCCGCAAGGGCAGGAUAUGCAGCAUGCCUACCAGCCUCAACACCCGCCUUACAUGCAGCAACGACCGCCGCACGAGCAAUGGGCCGGAUACCCCCCUCAACAUGGCAUGCCUGGUCCCUACCCGCACCCGGGACCAGGUGUCCAAGGACCGCCGCAGACCUCCACUGCGUCGCGAACUGGUCAAGUCUACUCCUUUGUCCCCAUCCCUGGAGCCCAGCAGCACAAACGACCCCGUCGAAGAUAUGAAGAAAUUGAGAGAAUGUACAAAUGUGGGUGGAAUGGCUGCGAAAAAGCAUACGGGACAUUAAAUCAUUUGAAUGCGCACGUCACGAUGCAAUCGCAUGGAACAAAACGAACACCUGAAGAAUUCAAGGAGAUCCGAAAAGAAUGGAAGGCGCGCAAAAAGGAAGAAGAAAACGCGCGUAAGGCCGAGGAGGAACGACAGCGAGCAGCAGCGCAGGCGAGCCAGGUCGAUGGACAACCCGCAGAUGCGCAUCAAGUGCCAGCACAAGGCUAUCAACAGAACGGCGCUCGGCCUUCUCUGCCUCCUAUCGGCUAUCAAUCCACAGAUGGCCAUGCUCAAGGUCAAUACGGCCAACCCCAGGCUGGCAUGGUGUACCCUCAGGGAAACGGCCAAAUGGGCACCUAUGCAAACUAUCCCAACUCCCCCUACGCGCAGCAGGGGCAAGUCUAUCAACAACGCCAAUACUAG
Capronia epimyces CBS 606.96 is the source of this 1086-nucleotide messenger RNA. RefSeq lists its product as uncharacterized. Lineage: Eukaryota; Fungi; Ascomycota; Eurotiomycetes; Chaetothyriales; Herpotrichiellaceae. Bases 1 to 1086 code for a protein of 361 amino acids. The transcript has 4 exons. The record is from RefSeq and is a predicted model, not a curated record. Gene Ontology annotation, biological process: regulation of DNA-templated transcription.